This is a messenger RNA of Pieris macdunnoughi, 276 nucleotides long. The record is from the annotation of a GenBank genome assembly. NCBI's taxonomy places the organism in Eukaryota, Metazoa, Arthropoda, Insecta, Lepidoptera, Pieridae.
CCGGUUGACCUCGACCGCGUUGAUGGCGUCUCGCGACCACGCUGCGAGCGGCUCGAGCGGGUGCACGAGGACGAGGCCGACGUGACGGACCUAGAACGCGACGAGCCAGCCGACUCGGGUUUCGGUGAUGGUGUGGGUGCUCUGCUUCGUGAUGGCAGCCGCGGCGGAACUUCCAAUCUUGAAUCACCUCGAUGUUGUCGAUGUCAAGAAAAAAAUGCGCUGUGCUGCACAACGAAACAAAAUAUGCGAAGUGGCGGAGCACUAAAAUGUGAAUGA